GUCUUAUACUAUUACAUCAUCGUUUGGCUAAUUGAUAGUCCGGUCGAGUAUUGAAGUCCCCCUGAUGUAUUACGCAUGUGUAAAAUCUGACUACGCCACAUACGGGCCUCGCAGGUUCACAAGGGUCAAGACUCACAUAUUUUUUUAAGUAAACGACGACAAAAAAAAAGCUUCGGGACAUCUCGUCAUCUAGCUGACAGAUCAUAGCCAAUUGCAGAGCUUCUAAACUGGAAGUGACCAACCGGCGCAAUGGCUCCUGGGAUCAGUAAGAAGGGUGAGAAAAAGGCGGGAAAGUCCAGGAUGGGCGGUUCAAUGGAAAGGAGAAAAAAGAGAAAGAGGAAGGAGACCUACUCAGUCUACAUCUACAAAGUCUUGAAACAGGUUCAUCCUGACACGGGCAUCUCCAGUAAGGCCAUGAACAUCAUGAACUCUUUUGUGAACGACAUCUUCGAGCGGAUCGCCUCAGAAGCCUCGCGGCUGGCCCAGUACAACAAACGAUCCACCAUCACCAGUCGGGAGAUCCAGACGGCUGUGCGGCUGCUGCUGCCCGGAGAGCUGGCCAAACACGCCGUCAGCGAAGGCACCAAGGCCGUCACCAAGUACACCAGUUCCAAAUAGCGCGCGCGCAGGUGUCCACAACCUAUCAGAUUCAUCAAACUGGAAGCAAUACGGCUGAGUAUCUCAUCGACAUUCAGUGAGACAAUAACGGUACCGAUGUCAUAUUGCCAUCAACAGGGCUUGGAUAUCUUCAUUAGCUACUACUAUAUGAAGUUCAAACGAAUCACAGUUACAAAAUGGGUGUCAGACAGUCAGUUAUCAUCGGACGGCUCUCAGUCUCAAACUUUAAGGUUUUCUCCUCUGUGGGACAAAAUGAUACGAAGUGGAAGCUGCAAUCCUGGAUGAAACACACUAACAAAGUUUAAAAGUGACACUUUUGUGCAAUAAAAGGCUGGACUUGCCGAGUUAAAAAAA
Messenger RNA from Branchiostoma floridae (Florida lancelet), 972 nucleotides. Its product is annotated as histone H2B, gonadal-like. Lineage: Eukaryota; Metazoa; Chordata; Leptocardii; Amphioxiformes; Branchiostomatidae. Gene Ontology annotation, cellular component: nucleosome. The record is from RefSeq and is a predicted model, not a curated record. Gene Ontology annotation, molecular function: protein heterodimerization activity; DNA binding; structural constituent of chromatin. Bases 250 to 618 code for a protein of 122 amino acids. The transcript has 3 exons.